Messenger RNA from Spodoptera frugiperda (fall armyworm), 472 nucleotides. RefSeq names its product U6 snRNA-associated Sm-like protein LSm5. Gene Ontology annotation, molecular function: RNA binding. Gene Ontology annotation, biological process: mRNA splicing, via spliceosome. Lineage: Eukaryota; Metazoa; Arthropoda; Insecta; Lepidoptera; Noctuidae. The transcript has a single exon. Gene Ontology annotation, cellular component: U6 snRNP; U4/U6 x U5 tri-snRNP complex; Lsm1-7-Pat1 complex. Bases 140 to 427 code for a protein of 95 amino acids. The record is from RefSeq and is a predicted model, not a curated record.
UGAACGAAAUUGCUUAUGUCAUUACAAAGCGAAAGAUAGCGUGCCCAUGUUUUUACCUUUUACGCUAUUGUAAGAGAAGAGACUUACACAAAUUACAAAUUUAAAAGUUAUAGUCACGAUAGAAACCUAAAUCUUCAAAAUGACGCAAACAUCGCUGCCUAAUCCUAACACAUUGUUACCUCUCGAACUUGUGGACAAAUGUAUUGGUUCCCGGAUCCAUAUCAUCAUGAAAAACGAUAAAGAAAUGGUCGGCACAUUACAAGGGUUUGACGAUUUCGUGAAUAUGUUACUGGACGAUGUUACGGAAUAUGAAUCCACGCCAGAAGGAAGAAAAAUAACCAAACUAGACCAGAUCUUACUGAAUGGAAACAACAUAGCAAUGCUGGUGCCUGGUGGUGAAAUGCCGGGCGAUUCUUACGACGGAUAGUGAUUAUUGCAAUUUAGUUUAUCAAAUAAAGUAUUUAUAAGUGUA